AUGGGUCCAUCCAAACCAAGGCCUCUGAUUGGACGAGCGGGCGCUUUCCCUUGUCUUCCCCAGGACUCGUCUCUCCCGGCAGGCAUUCUCAAUCCACCAUUUGCCAACGACGACAACGACGACGACGACGACGACGACGACACUACAUCAUCCCAACCACGACACACGAAAAGACGCGACUCCGAAUAUGUGAGCGAAGAACCGAGUUGGGUGCUCGGUCUGGGCAUCGAUCUCUAUCAGGGCCAGGGCUGUGCUGAUUCUAUGGCAAACAAAACCGAGGGGAUGUUUGUGGUGACCGACUUGGUAAACCAUUAUUCCGCAUUGUUCUGUAUUGUGCUGUCUUCGCCUUGCUCAGCCAUUGCCUUUUUCGACACCGAGGAUUCCCAAGUUGCUGAUGCUUUGAAUGCCCGGACCCCCAUCUUUUGGCCAAUGGAGUCGUGCCCCUGGUGUAAACACUAG
Molecule: messenger RNA, 459 nt
Organism: Neurospora crassa OR74A
Lineage: Eukaryota; Fungi; Ascomycota; Sordariomycetes; Sordariales; Sordariaceae
Exons: 2
Coding region: 1-459 (152 amino acids)
Source: RefSeq, a predicted model, not a curated record